GUCCAGCGUCUUCUACAUGGACAACUGCGUCGUUAUGUCGCAGUCGCACGUGAUGUACGCUCUUGCGUCGGACCUGCGUGUCAGCGGCGGCUCCGUGUUCUCCAUACAGAACAGCCUGUGGAGUGCACCGAACACCGGAUACUACAAGGGCGCGUGUGUGUUUCUGGAUGUUGCGGUGGAUGGCGGCAGCGUGCUGCAGAUUGUGUCCAGCGAGUUCCGUCUUGGCUUCGCCAUGCUCAUUGCAAACACGCUGACUGUGACUGAUGGCAGCUGGCUGGUGCACCGCGACAACGAGUUCCGCACCGCCUACGUCGUGCAAGUGAUCAAAUACGACGGCGUUGCGUUCCGCGAUCGGAGUGUGUGGUCGAUACUCCGUAACAAGCUCACGUAUGGCUCGUACUCGUCGACCCAUGCACACAUGACAAACGAUUGGUCACCACCAUCCGACUCGUGCCCGACCAUCUACGGCAUGUGCAACGAGGCAAGGGGCUCUCCUGUGACGAAUUACCAAGAAGAGCUCAAUAUUGGAGUGCCCGUGACGGCACUGGACUGUGGUGCGUGCACCGUGGACGCCGUGUGCUUUGCAGCGAGGACGAGCAGCAUCAGCGGCUGUGAGUGCGUGUGCGCUGCUGGCGGCCACGGUGACACGUGUCUGCCAGCUGCGGUUCCGGACGGUCUUGGGCCGCUCCCCGAUGCAACCGACACGGAGGUCCGCUGCGUGCACGGUGGCAGCAUCAGCUUCGUGGACGAUCCUGAUCCCGGUGUGCGUGGCCUGUGCUUUGUCAACGUGACCUUUACUGCCGCGAUCGUGCUUGACCUGUCGCUUUUUGCCGCACCACAACAGACACUCAACAUCACGCUGCUGCAGUGCGUCCUCAUGGGCCUGUCGAUCAAGGGGAGUGGUGCGCGCGUGCACUUGGGCGUGGUCUCCUCGAUUCUGUAUUCUGGUUCAUUGGAGUUCAGGGGCGAUUUUGGUGGGAGCUCCCAGAUACUGGUGGCGGGCAGUACGCUUGUGAUGAGGUCUCGCCACGCCGCUCAAUUCCAGAGGUUUUCUCUUGGUGCGAACUCGACACUGCUGUUGCUCGACAACGUCAUUGAAGGGGAAAGUUACGCCGUUCUUUUACCCUUUGUUGUUGUUGAUGGCGGCGGGAUCCUUAUAAAGGGAAACACGCUGAGGGGAGCGGAGGAGGACGUUCCGUUGGAAUCCGCUGUUUUGUUUGAAUCUGCUAUUGUGAAGAAUGGCGGAUACUUUGACGUGGAGAACAACACGAUGAGCGCGGCUAAUGGCGUUUAUUUUUAUGGGGACGCCUUCGUGAGCUCUGCGGGGCUGCUGCGAGUGGCGGACUGCACCUUUUUUGGCAGCGCGGAGGUUUUUGAUUCCACGCUAUUGCUUUUGGACGGCUCUGUGACUCUCCAGGGCGGUGCGCAGUGGCGUGUGGAGG
Molecule: messenger RNA, 1442 nt
Organism: Trypanosoma cruzi
Lineage: Eukaryota; Euglenozoa; Kinetoplastea; Trypanosomatida; Trypanosomatidae
Product: dispersed gene family protein 1 (DGF-1), putative
Exons: 1
Source: RefSeq, a predicted model, not a curated record